Molecule: messenger RNA, 1896 nt
Organism: Opisthocomus hoazin
Lineage: Eukaryota; Metazoa; Chordata; Aves; Opisthocomiformes; Opisthocomidae
Source: RefSeq, a predicted model, not a curated record
AUGUGCAGUGACCCAUUGCGUCAGCCCAUCUGCUCAAGGGACUGCAACACUGAAUCACACACAAGGCCCUCGGGUUCUGCUUGUUGCUGGCACCAGUAUGCCUUUGCCACUUUUACAGAAAGCAAGAUGAUUCUUACAGUAAAUGCCUCAGAAUAUCAACCAAAAUUGAUAAAGAACAUCAUGCUUACUUUGUGCUGGAUCCUAGCAUUGUUUGUCAGUGGGGCAGAGGUUAGAGAGAUAAACCUGCCAGGAUGUUCCCAUGAUGAACCUCAAAUAUGGUAUCGUGCAAUUAGUGACGAGGAGUUUGUUUUACAAUGCGCUUUACCAGAUAGAAAUGCUGUCCACAUUUAUAACAACUCACUUCUAAAACAACAUCAGGUGAAAUGGUUCUGGCAUCAGAAAGAUAAAGAGUCGCUGAAGGCUAUAAAGGAAAGCUCUAAUCUUGUUCUCCAAGGGGAUGCACUUUGGUUUAAACCAGUAAGGGACAGUGCUUCCGGAGAGUACAUCUGUAUGAUAUGGGGAAAAAUCCCAUGUCUCAAAAUUGUUCUGGAGGUGCAAACAAAGAAGGCAGCAAAAUGUUCAGGUUAUGACACAAAUACGCUGUAUCUUCUUGCUGGCAAUGGGAAUUCAAUAACUUGUCCUGGGACAAAAUGCUACAGCGAUAUAGAAAAGCCAGAUGUAAAAUGGUACAAGCAUGGUCAUCAGAUAAAACGUAGGAAAAGCAGACAAAGCCUAAAGCUUAAACCCAGUGCAAUCUACUUGAAUCCAACCUAUGAAGAAGAUGCUGGAAUAUAUGUGUGUGAUUACACUCUAUAUGACAACACUACCAAGUGGACAAUGAGAACAGCAGUAACAGUAGAAGUCAUUACAAAAAACUCUAUCCAUCCACCAAACUUCUUGUAUCCCAAUGGUGUGGUGAUCCUUGAAGCAGAGCUUGGAAAGCCACUUGAAUUGGAAUGCCGUGUACAGUUUGGGUUUGAAAGAGCUUCUCAGAUGACGGUAAAAUGGAAAAGAAACAACAAAGAAAACAUACACGAGAAAUUGAAUCAGGAAACAAGUGUUUAUCCAAAAGGUUUAAAGGGGCACAUACUUCUUCAUGUUGCAAAACUGAAAGAAGUUACUGAACGGGACCUCGGAAGCAACUUCACGUGUUUUGCUGAGAAUUCAGUGGGUAAUGCCACCGCCGUGAUCCAGCUGAAAAGAAAGCAGAGAGUGUAUCUCUUAUACGUACUGUGCAGCACCAUUUCUUCUCUAUUUGCAUUCCUUUUGUGCACUGCCUUUAUUUACCAGCACUGGAUUGAAAUAGUACUGAUGUACCGAAGUUAUCUGGUCCACAACGAAACUACAGGGGAUGGUAAAGAAUUUGAUGCGUUUGUGUCCUAUGCAAAAUUAGACUCUUCUGAAAUUGACUCUACUCUAAUUAGUGAGGAAAGAUUCGCCCUGGAGCUUCUUCCAGAUAUGCUGGAAAAUAAAUAUGGAUACAAGUUAUGCAUUCUUGAAAGAGAUAUUCUUCCAGGAGGAGCAUACACAGAUGAAGUUGUUACAGCUAUUAAACAUAGCAGACGAGCAAUAAUUAUUUUGAGUCCAGCCUACGUGAGCGGACCAAGCAUCUUUGAACUGCAGGCAGCGGUGAACUGUGCAUUGGAAGACAAAAAAAUCAAACUGGUAUUAAUAAAGUUCCAGGCUUUUCAAGAGCCAGAGACUUUGCCUCCAGUAGUGAGGAAAGCUCUUCGGAUUUUACCAGUCCUUACCUGGAAGUCUUCUGUUUCUGCUGCUCCAAACAAGAAGUUUUGGAAAUAUAUGCGUUACCACAUGCCAGUGAAAACUACUAGGAUAUUGGGAAAUUGCAGCCUAAAGGGCUUUUUCCAAAGGUUAUUCAGCCUAGUAUAUCGAUAG